GGCUUCCCUGAAGAAAAUGACGUUACCAUGGAACCCUACAGAAGGAGCCCAGUGCCCAGGACAUUGCCAUUUUGUUUGGGAAAGCCUACUAUUCUCGAUGCUGUACAAAAUUGUUUCUAUAGUAACUAGAAUCAAAACAACUAUUACAAGUUCUUCAAAUGUGACACUUGUAUAGUGAUUUAAAUCACUCGUUUUUAUCAAGUUUCAAUCAACACUAUUUAUUGAAACAAGAAAUUUUAGAUAAAAUAAUUACAAUGCAAAGAUCACAAACAGGUACAACUAUGUUACAAAAUAAAAUUAAUAAGUUCCAUAAGAUAGUAAAAAUGAAAUUAGAAUUUUAUAUUUCAGCAAGUAAUCAUCCUGCAACUCCAGGUCAAAAUGUUCUUGCAAGACCACCGUCUGUGUCAAUUUUACAUAACCAAAUGCCAACAGCUAAUUCACGAUUAAAUACGAUCAGUUCGACUGGUUCUGGACAUUUAAAUGUAGGAUUUCCAACAACUGGUUACAUGAAUAUAAAUGUUAUGGAAAGACCGAUCACUCAACAUGGGGUAGCAGCUAUUAGACCUGGUACUGGUAGGGGGAUGACAAGGCAAAUUCAGGACAAGAGAUAUUACAUUGGAAUUAUGCAGUUAAAAAUAAGAGAAUUAAAUCAAGAAAUUGCUGUCAUUAUGAAAGAUAUUGAAGAUCAAAAUAAGGAAAGAGCUACUUAUAUACAUUAUGAUAAAAGGGCAAAAGAUUUAGCAGCUGAAUUAACAGCUUUACAAGGACAAUUAGCGGAUUAUAAUAUCGUUGUCGAUAAAAUGACUUCCGAUAUUGGGAAGGAAAUCAUUGAACAAGAAACUGAAGAACUUGCAAUGAAAAAUGAACACAAUCUAUUAAAAAUCGAAAAUAUGUAUGAAGAAAGAAAACAAUUACAAGACAAGCUGAAUAAGAUAGAAAAGCAAUUAGAGAAUGAGAAGAAGAGAACUGAGAGACUCGUAGAAAGUAUGGAUGACGAUACGAGAGAAAAAUAUGACGAAUUAUUAAAAGAAAAAGCAUAUCUACAAGAGAAAGCAAAUAAGAUGCAACAAGAGCUAGAUGAAUUAUACAAAGAACAACUUUAUUUGGAAGAGGAAAUAACACUGUCUCCUUUGAAACAAGAAGCAGUUAAAUUACAUUUGAAAAUUAUUGAAGCAGAGGAAAAAAGGAAUAAAUUGCGGGAGGAAGAAAGGCAUAGAAUUUCACCAGAAGAAGAAAGAGAAAAAUUGUUGCAAAAAAUAAAGCAGGAAAAUAUGGACAUCGCAGCAGCGGAAGCACAGUUAACUGAGAAAAAGAAACAAAUGCAAGAAGUUGAACAAAAAUUAGAACAAUUGGAAACCGACAUCGAGGAUACUCAAUCUGAAAAGCAAAUCAAGUACAAAGAACUUCGUAAACGGGAGGAAAUUAUAGAACAGUUUAUGACAUCCUUCGAACAAAAUAAACACGAUGAAACAACUAAAUUACAGAAAUUAGAAAAUACAAUAAUUGAGUAUUUGGAAAAUAUUUCAAAUAUGAUAAACAUCAAUAUUAAUUUUACAGGAAGUGAUGAGAUAGCAAUUUUAAACAAUUUACCUCCAUUUAACGAACACGAGUAUACUAACGGUGAUCAAAGCUUUGAAAGAUUGUCGAAAGACAAUCUGAGGCUGCAACAGAUUUUGAGUGAAAUGGAAAUGUUAGAAAGAAGACUUAAGGUCGAGUCCGAUGAUCUCAAUGAAAGAAUGAAAAAAGAAGAAAGUAAAUUGAUAACGUUAGAAGAUUUAGAUACCUUGAAAACUAAAUUGGCAAUAAAACAAGGGCAACUGACAACAGAAUGUGAACAAUUAAAACAACAGCAAGUAACUCAUGAACAAGAACUUGAAGAUAUUCGAUCCGAAUAUAAUGAAAUUAAGCAACGAUUAGAAAAUAAUAGUGUGUAUAGUCAAAUCAGUGUGCUAGAAAAUACAAUGGAAAAUUUAAUAGAGGAACAUAAAAAAAUUGAAAAUUUUAUUGAAAAACAAAAGGAACGUAGCGACUAUGGACCAGUGAAAACAGAUGCUUUUGAUUCAAUAAAUAGUUAUAAUACUAUGUUAAAGCAAAAUUUAAAAGUUAUUUAUUAAGAUUUUUUUUAUCAUAUCGCUAAUUUAGUCGGAGUUCUCUCGAAAUCUUUACUAAAUUCUAUACCUUUUUCUUUCAUUCUUCUUUCUAAUUCCAAGGCAAGUUUGUAAUCAUUCCGUUUAUUUGCACACAAAGAUCAUUAAUUAUAAAAUUUUGCAUAAUUUAUAAAUUAAAAACGUCAUUUGUACUUACCACAUAUAGUUUGCGUUAAAUUGCACAUAGGUUUUAAAUUCAUUUCUGCCACAUUUUUUAUAUUUUACAUCAUCAUCUUUCAAAUAUUGAAGUUGUUGUAAUAGAGUAAUUAGGUGAUAUGUUUCCUUUUAAUAUGUGAGCAAGAAUUAAAUGUUUGAGUAUACGAUCAUAAUUCGUACAGUAACCCCGUUUUCUACAUCAGCAAGCGGUAUUAGUGCUUUAUAGCGCUUCAUUGCUGUUAAAAAUGUAAUAAUUGUAUUUAUUUCAUGUGCAGAGAGAUCUAAGUUUUUUUUAAAAUGUUGCAGCAAAUCCAUGACCAUUAUAACAUGAGUUAAAUAAGAAAUUUAUACAAGAAUCAAUAUCUUUUGAUUUUCUGUGAUUAAGAAUUAGAACAUUUAACUUGUCCUGACAGUCCACUUUUUUCUUAAAAUGGGAACAUAUAGCUAAACUUUCCUUUAAUCUAUUUGAGUUUAAUAAAAAAUGUACAAAGGGCUCUAUUAUGCAAUUAGUUGAUAUUCCCGACUGUAUCAUUUUUGUAACUGUAAUAAUAGCAUUAUUUGUAUCAAUGUGUGGAAAUAUAUAGUUUAUGAAUGUUUUGGAGUCUAUUUUAACAUUUAAAGCUAUCAUGUGCUGGAUAAUUGAACAUAUACCAGCCUCUUAAUGCAUCAUAUCUAUUAAUGCAUCAUAGAUUUUU
Osmia lignaria (orchard mason bee) is the source of this 2998-nucleotide messenger RNA. Its product is annotated as intraflagellar transport protein 74 homolog. Gene Ontology annotation, biological process: cilium assembly; intraciliary transport involved in cilium assembly. The record is from RefSeq and is a predicted model, not a curated record. Gene Ontology annotation, cellular component: cilium; intraciliary transport particle B. Lineage: Eukaryota; Metazoa; Arthropoda; Insecta; Hymenoptera; Megachilidae. Gene Ontology annotation, molecular function: beta-tubulin binding.